UUGGAAUGUGUAAAUGUAAAAUCCAGAAUCAGCUAUCUGAGUGGAUAGACAGAGAGUGUCACCUUGAGCUGUUGUACAAGAUUAGUGUACACGGGGGAACGGCUGAUAAGUUCCACGAGUUGUGUGACGACAAGGGUCCCACGGUGACCAUCUUCUACAACACAGACAACAACGUGUACGGGGGAUACACGUCACUGAGCUGGAAGAGUGAAGGAAGCUGGUGUACGGACAAACUGUCAUUUCUGUUCAAGCUGUAUACCAAUAAAAUAUGGGAACCCAGAAAGUUUACAUUAUCAAAGACAAACACAGACAUGAACGUUUUAUUUGAUAGUAGGUACGGCCCAAAGUUUGAGAAUUUGAAAUCUUUUAAUACAUCUGUUGACAAAACUUCCGGUUAUUACUCACUGAGUAAAGGCGGUCUGUUCGGUGGAAGUUAUUAUGACAUGGGAGGAGAGAACGCACAGUCUGUAGCCAACGGACACAACAACGUCACAGAUCUAGAGGUGUAUCUGGUCAAAGAUGGCCCGGAGGAGUCUAUAACGGUCCCAUGGAGAGACCCGCCGGGAUGGAAAUCACAGACACUUAUGGAACUGAAGGACUACGUCAUUGACUACCGACCUCCGGAGGAAAUGGAGGCACCGGAAGCAAAUGUGUUACUCGUUGGACAAAUUGGCGCUGGAAAAUCAAGUCUGUUAAACACUAUGAACUCCAUCUUUAAAGGAGAAAUGACGUCACGGGCCUGGACGGGGAGCUCCGAGAACAGCCUGACUACAAGUUUCAACAAGUUCCGAAUUCGCGAUCCUUCCACGCGGAAGUUUUUAAACUUCAGACUGUGUGACACGCGGGGACUAGAAGAGAACAUGUGUAUGAAAAACGAGGACAUGGCCUUAAUUCUGGAUGGUCACAUUCCACACAACUACACGUUUAAUCCUGUUGCCCAAGCCUCAAAUGACGUGCCAGGAUUUCACAAACAACCUACAUCAAAGGACAAAAUACACGUGAUCGUUUUUGUAGUGGAUGGAAGCACGGUAGAUGUGAUGCCCGAAGGAGUUCUAAAAAAAAAAAUAAAGGACAUAAAAUGCAUGGCAAUUGACAGAGGAAUACCACUACUCGUUUACAUUACGAAGAUCGACAAAGUUUGGCCAUUGGUUGACAAAGACGUCACAGAAGUCUUUUUUAGCAGACCUGUAGAAGAAAUGGUGAACAAAGUGGCUGACGUCAUCGCUAUUCCGAGAGCACACAUUCUUCCGGUGAAGAAUUACGAGAAUGAGGGCUGCUUGAAAACUAAAAUCAACAUUUUGGCCUUGAAAGCUUUGAAAAUGGCUCUGUUUGCCGAUGAUUUCUUGGAAAAUCAAAGUGAGCUACAACUACUACAACAAACCAAACGUCUCAAUGUAAAAGACUAAAUUCUGAAGCCUUAUUGUUAGUUAGACAUUCAUAUAUCUUAUAACCCAAGCCACGUCCUAAUAUAAACGCGUAGCGGCAUUUUUAUGCUUCUGUACUUCUGUACUUUUGAAGAUCUAAGGUUAAAAAAGUCAUAUCUGUCGAGAAUCUUAAGAAUUCAAAGAUUAUUUCAAUUUAUAGCAACUCUAUUCACGUAGACAGUAUGUUAUCAUUGUAACUGUACUUUGUGUAUGUAGAAUAGAAGGCGUGAUAUCCAGACUUAA
Ostrea edulis (European flat oyster) is the source of this 1667-nucleotide messenger RNA. Its product is annotated as interferon-induced protein 44-like. Bases 6 to 1406 code for a protein of 466 amino acids. The transcript is spliced from 6 exons. Gene Ontology annotation, molecular function: GTP binding. Lineage: Eukaryota; Metazoa; Mollusca; Bivalvia; Ostreida; Ostreidae. The record is from RefSeq and is a predicted model, not a curated record.